AUGUCCAUCCCCGCGGCGCCCCUGGAGCUCGCCUUCGGCCCCGUCGACGGCCUGCUCCGCACGGUCUUGGUGGUGGACGUCGACGUCGCGCGCGGCGACGCGGACGAGCCCGAGUUCGCGACGGUCGGCGCCGCGACGGUGCCGCUCUACGGCGCCGUCGCCGCGGGCCUGCCCGUCUUCGAGGUCGAUGCGCCCAUCGUCGCGCCGGCGCCCGCCGAGGAGGACGCGGAGCCCGCGCCGUCGCCGGGGGUCUUGAAAGCGCGCUUCGCUUUGGACGAGGAGCUCACGGACUACCUCGACGGCGCGCGCGUGCUCCGCGUCGCUACGGCGGUCCUCACGAAGCCGCCGCCGGGCGCCUGGUGCCCCGCGCCGAAGAGCGCCGAGGAGCUCGAGGCCGCGGGCGACGAGCCGGAGCCCGAGGACCUGUCGCCCUUCGCGUUCGACCUCCGCGUCGUCGGCGACGGCGCGGCGCCGCCGCUGCCGGGCGACCUCGACCUCGGGGCCGCGCGCCUCGCCUUCGUCGACGAGACGCCGCCGCCGCCGGAGGAGACCGAGGACGGCGGCGAGGCCCCGGAGCCCGGUGACGGCGGCGACGACGCGUCCGCGGCGGCGGCGUCGGCCGCGCCGUCGGACCCGCCCGCCGGGGAGGACGCGGAGCCCGCCGAGGAGCCGCCGCCGCCCUUCGUCGGGUACCGCGCGGCCUGGAGCGACGCGGCGCCGUCGCUCUUCCUGCCGCGGGAGACGUGCGUCGCGCUCGCGGCCGCCGCGGCGGCCGGCGAGCCCGAGCUCGUCUUCGAGAUCGCGCGAAAAGUCCCGCCGCCGCCGCCGGACCCGGAGGCCGAGGUCGACCCGGAGGCCCCGGCGCCCGAGCCGACCGUGGAGACGGCGACGGUGACGCUCGACGCGAAGGGCUUCUGGGGCGGCGCUUCCAAUCUCGACGCGUCCGGCGCCGUCGUCGCGCCGCCGCCGCCCGCGCCGGACCUGCCCGACGCCGAGGAGUCCGCUGGGGAGAGCCUGGCCCAGACGUCGUUGGAGGACCCCGGCGAGACCGGCGAGCCGCCCGCGGAGGCCGCGGACGGCGCCGAGGACGCGGAGCCGGAGCCCGAACCCGAGCCCGCGAAGCACCUCAGCGAAUUGCUCGACGACCACGGCACGGAGCUCGCCCUCGGCCUGACGCUCUCGAAGCCCCUCGUGGCGCCCGUCGACCCAUCCUCAAAACCGACCUACGAGGGCCUCGUCCCGAAGACCAAAAUCGCGUCGCUCUGCGGCACCGCGGGCCCGCGCGACUUCAAGGUCGAGUUCAAGGACGAGAUCGACGACGUCGUCACGACGCUCAGCGAGGAGAUGGCAAAGAUCAUCAUCUCCAAGGACCCGACGGGCAAAGCGCCCGUCGAGGACUUCGACGAGCGCCAGUGGCUCUACGGUUUGAACACGGGCACGCUCGAGCCCGCGGACGUCGGCGGCAAGAUUCUCGGGCCCUACCACGCCUUCAAGGAGCGGCUCAAGCCCUGCAUCCAGCGCGUCGUGCGCAAGUACUUCCCCGACGCGCCGACGACGCCCCACCGCGACUGCGACGACUGGCGCGAGCUCGGCGAGUACGACCGUUUUUUGAACGCGGUCUACGCGGAGCUCGUCACGAACGUCAUCGAGGUCACGAACAAGCGGUUCCGCGACGCCGAGUCGAACCAGGAGCCGGAGUCGAAGCCGUCGCCCUUCGUCGAGGAGCACGACGACGACGACGACAAGGCCGUCGUCAAGUGCAAGGUCUUCGUGGAGAAGGUGCUGAUGAAGUGCGAGGAUUUCGAGGGCCAGGGCGACGUCGCGCGCGCGGCCGCGCACUUCGCCGAGGCCUUUGAGCACAUCAAGCAGCAGAUCGGCCUCUUCCCCGCCGAGGCCAAGGGGCUCGCCUUCGUCCUGGGCAACUGCUACCGCGCCGCGGGGCUCGCCGCGGGCCGGUGUUUGGGCCGGCGCCUCGACGGCGCCGCGCUCGGUCCCGUGCUCGCGCACCUCAAGGAGGCGCUGGCCCUCGACUGCGCCCACGACGGCGCCCUGGCGGUCUACGGCGCGGCGUUGUUGGAGGCCGGCGACGCGAAGGGCGCGCGCUGCGUGCUGGAAGAAGCUUUGGACCCGUCCGCGGAGUCCCUGAAAGAGGGCGCCGCGGACGCGGCCGUGCUCACGACGACGCUCCUCGCCGUCGUCGACGUCGCCGACGGCGACCUCCCCAAGGCGCGGCGCACGCUCGAGAAAGCGGCCCGGGCGAACAACACGCCGGGCCAGGACGGCGCGCGGGGCCGCGCGUACGUCGGCCUCGCGGCCGCGACGUGGCUCCACGGCUUCGGGCUCACGGCCUGCGCGACCAAGGCUUUGGAUUUGGCCCUCGCGGGCGAAGCGCGCGCGUCGGCGCUCGCGCGCGUCGCCGGCCCGCUCCGCGACAGCUUCACGCCGCCCGAGCUCCGCGCGGAGCUCGACGCGGAGCGCGCGUUCCUCCUGCUCGCCGCGGGGGAGCUGGGCCCGGCGGAGGUCGUCGCGACGAAGGCGACCUACGCGGCGCCGGACCUGGGCCGCGCCUGGCUCGCGCUGGGCCUCGUCCACGACGCCGCGCGGCGGACGGCGGACGCCGCGGGCACUUUAGCCCGCGCGCUCGCGCUGCUCAACGCGCCGGAGUCGCCGGAGCCGGCGCCGCUCUGGCUCUUCUGCCGCGUCUGCGAUCUGGCCAUCCUGCAGGGCGACCUGGACCUGGCCAAGGACGUGGCGAUCAUCGCGUGCCAGCGGGGGAAGAACGCGGUGCCGUGGAUCAUGGCCGCGCGCGCGUUCAUCCUCUUGGGGGAGCACGCGGAGGCCGAGGCGGCGCUCACGGAGGCGAACAUCCGGAACCCGGACAGCGCCGAGACCUGGGGCUACCUCGUCCUCGCGAACCUGGGCCAGUACGUCCUCGGCGACUCGAAACGGAUCGACCAGGCCGCGAGUUGCCUCGACCAGGCGAAGAACCUCUUCCUCGACGACGGCAACAUAUUGACGGACGUCGGCGUCGCCUUCGCCGAGGUCGACCGCCUCACGGUGGCGGCGGAGGUCCUCGCGGCGGCGGCCGCGCUGCCCUACGGCGACUUCACGAAGCACGCGAAACUGGCCCUCGCGCGCGUCCUCGCGAAGCAGAACAAGGUCGUCGAGGCGACGGACGAGUACGCGAGCCUGCUGGGCACGGCCACGGGCGACGAGGCCGCCAUCCUCAAGGCCGAGCUCGCGCCCCUCCUCGCGGACGCCUGGCAGACCAAGACGUUCCGCUGCGUCGAGCGCACGGGCGAUUUCAAGCAGUUCCUCAACGACGCGGGGCUGCCCCGUAUCCUCGGCGAGAUCGUCGAGCGCCUGAGCGGCGUCGGCGCGACCAUGACCAUGGGCAUCCACGACAACAUGUUCUACCGCACGGAGCACGGCCUGCUCAAGGACAAGGUGAACCUGCCCGUGCCGCUCGACGGCUCCGAGGUCUCGGACCGCAACGCGCUCGGCCACGCGAUCACGAAGCGCGGGUCGCUCGUGGGCGGCGCCGUCGAGGUGCGCAGCGUCACCACGUGCAACGGCAAGGGCAACAACGGCAUGGCGAGGUACGAGAUCGUCGGCGACGAGCUGCUCGUCACCGUGGCGAACUUGGACACGGGCGCGGCGUUCCGGUUGCGCAUGGAGCGCGUCGACGAGGCGCCGUCGCCCUGCAUGAGUCGAUGGUCGCCGCUGCUGCUGCUGCUCCUGGGUGGCAGCGUCGGCGACGAGGCGGGCAUCGACGUCGUCAUCGAGGCCACGGCCGCGGACGUCUACUACGCCCUGCCCUACGCGCUCUUCGCGCUGCGGCGGCGCGGCCGCGGCUUCGUCGGGUCCAUCACCGUCAGCUACGCCGCGGCGGAGCGCAGGGACUUCGCCAAGCUGGAGAAGGUCUUCCCCGCUUCGCCGGGCAACGGGACGCGGCGCGACGUCGUCUUCACGUCCGCCGGCGCGCCCGGCGGCGCGCGGCUCGCGGCGGACGCCGUCGCGUUCCGCCGCGUCGACGCGGCGAGCUGGGCCGCGAGGAACGGCACGUUCCUCCGCGCGCCCGACGACGACGGGACGGGCGCCCUGCGCGCCGCGCUGCGCUGCGUGGCCCUCGAGGACGUGGACUUUGGCGACGCGGCCAGAGCGCUGCGGCGCUGCGGCGACGUCGCGCGGCGCGAGCGCCGCGCGGCGGCCGCGCGGCGCGGCCUCUGCCUCGACGGGCGGCUCGCGCCGGAGCACUUCGUCAUCGGCGCCCAGAAGGCGGGCACGACGACCUUCGCGUCCGCGCUCGCGGCGCAGCCGUCGAUCGUGCUGCCCGAGGGCGCGUCCGCGGGCGCCCGGAAGGAGCCGCACGUCUUCGACGGGCCCGUGCUCCGCGAGGAGUGGCUGCGGCGCUACCCCGCCUGCGAACGGAAGGCCGGCGCGGCGGACGUCGCGGCCGCCGUCGCGGCCGCCCGGGCCCGCGGCGGCCUCGCGACCGUCGAGCUCCGUUCGGGCGCCGCCGCGCGGCGCGUGGGCCUCGACGCGACGCCCGUGCUCUACGUGGACGCCGCGCCGAAGAUCGUGGCGCAGUACGGCGCUCUGGCGCCGCGGCUCUCGUUCACGGUCCUGCUCCGGGACCCCGUCGGGCGCACGGCGUCCGCGUUCCACAACUGGGUCCGCGCGGGGUGGCGCCGGGAGAAGUCCAAGGCGGACCGCGUGGAGACGCUGGAGCAGUACGUGGCCUACCUCGCGAAGCGCGGCGGCCGCGACCCGUUCUCGCACGUCUGGGGGCCUUUCGCGGGGUCCAAGUACGCGGACCACCUGCGCGCGUGGUUCGCCGCGCUCGCGCCGUCCCAGUUCGCCGUCGUGCCCUUCCGCUACCUCGACGACGACCCGCCCCGGCGCGCGCUCUUUCCCUGGACGAGAAAGCGGACGGAGCGGGCUCCGCCGCCGCCGCUCGCGCCGCGCGACGCGGCCAACGAGUCGGCGCUCGACUUCACGCUGCGGCGCCUCGGGCUGCCGCUCCCGGAGACCCGGGCCGUCGACUGCAUCGCCCUGAACCGCCGCCGCGCGCUCGACGGCGCCGCGGGCCGCGCGCUCGGGCCCUGCAACGCGCGCGCGCGCGCGCCGGAGGACGACGCGCUGUCGCCGGCGUCGGCCGCGGCCCUCGCGAAGCUCGUCGCGACCCACGUCUCGCCGCUCAAGGUCGCCCGGGUCCUCGCCGGCGCGCCGGGGGAGGAGCCGCCGCGGCUCUUCGCGUUCCGCGGAGACGCGAAGGACCCCGCCGCCGUCGCCGACUGGCUCGCGCGGAGCUGGUGA
This is a messenger RNA of Aureococcus anophagefferens, 5319 nucleotides long. RefSeq lists its product as hypothetical. Gene Ontology annotation, molecular function: protein binding. Gene Ontology annotation, cellular component: extracellular exosome; motile cilium. The transcript is spliced from 4 exons. Gene Ontology annotation, biological process: cilium assembly; cilium movement. The record is from RefSeq and is a predicted model, not a curated record. The coding region runs from base 1 to 5319 and encodes 1772 amino acids. Lineage: Eukaryota; Pelagophyceae; Pelagomonadales; Pelagomonadaceae.